Messenger RNA from Westerdykella ornata, 555 nucleotides. RefSeq lists its product as uncharacterized. The record is from RefSeq and is a predicted model, not a curated record. Bases 1 to 555 code for a protein of 184 amino acids. Lineage: Eukaryota; Fungi; Ascomycota; Dothideomycetes; Pleosporales; Sporormiaceae. The transcript has a single exon.
AUGUUGCUUACCACUCUUCUCGCGUUCCUUUCCUUCGCGGCGCUGGUUGCCGCCGGAGGAAACACUACAGUAUGGGUAACGCAAACCGAGAUCGUGACGAUCGGGCCUUCAGUUAUGAAUCAUGCGGUUGCGACUCAGAUGGUCGAGAGGCAGAAUGAUGGCAUCUGGACACCAGAUGCCACAUUCGUGAACCCAACUCCCUGGGUCCCCGUUCCCUCCGAGCCUGUGUGGACGCCGCAAGUGCCUGUGCCCCCUGGAAAAUCGAGUGAGCCUAUCCCCAAGACACCAGGAGAGAGAACAACCGACAACGGGAAAGUGGGUCUCGGCAUCGUCGUUGGCUUGAUUGCAGCUGCGGUCGGCCUGGCGUUCAUGGGCUGCCUGGGCUUCUGGAUGAAGAAGCACGGGUGGUGCUGCAGCUACAGCCGUCAGAAGAGGAAAGGUAGGGCGAAGGCUAGGGCGACUGUCCGUGACCUUGAAGCCGCCCGAGGACUGGACGGCUCGAAUGUGGCAUACCCGCCACGCGUCGCCUACCCCGGGACUUAUAUCGCCCAUUAA